Molecule: messenger RNA, 1290 nt
Organism: Dromaius novaehollandiae (emu)
Lineage: Eukaryota; Metazoa; Chordata; Aves; Casuariiformes; Dromaiidae
Gene: SRGN
Product: serglycin
Exons: 3
Coding region: 82-534 (150 amino acids)
Source: RefSeq, a predicted model, not a curated record
AGGUUUUGGAAACCUUUUCUAGGCGCCGAGCUGCUGGCCUCGCUGCAGUUCCCGUGCGCGAAGCAGCGGCGAAAGCUGGCGAUGCGGGCCAAGAUGCAGCUCCUGAUCGGGUGCAAUGGGAGGACUUUCGUGGCUCUCUGUAUAAUCCUCUUUGUGGGAUACACGGCGCAAGGCGCACCGCUGCAGAAGGCAAGAUACAAGCGGGUGAGGUGCAGGCCAGACUCCUGGUCCACCAACUGCAUCGAGGAGAAGGGGCCCUGGUUUUAUAUGCCUGAAGGUGGAGCCAACCGCAUCCUGCCUCCCAUGGCUGAUCCCUCUCUGAUGAAGGACUACCAGGAGCUCGUCCGUAUGUUUCCGCUUUCGGAAGAGGAGUCUGGCUCUGGGUCUGAGGACGUGGCUGAAGCGGAGCAGGAGUCUGGGUCAGGGGCUGACUUCGGCACUGAUUACGCCAACAUGAAGUUCCCUGACUUCUUGGCAGGCCGGCAAAAGAGCAAGCUGAAGCGGCAGCUCACAGAGGAGGCUUUAAUUCUGUAGGGGAGGAAACCUGGCCCUCAUCAUAAAGAUUGUGACCUUUCUUGUCUUUGGCACGUCUUCUCUGGUGUAUGACCGAAUGUGAUUACUCUCAGGACAAAACAGUUUUAUACGAGUUCUAAAUCAAUAAAAACUGCCUUACAAUCUCUAUUGCUUUUAUUCACUAAAAAAUCUGUAUUCAAUCUGAACUUACUCUUAGCUUUUGAAGUGUACAGUAGCCAUCCAAAUCAGGGGAAAAUAGGAUUUUAAAGGAUCUGUCAUAAUCUUGUAUGUAUAAAUAUUAUGGCUGACAAAAAAAAAAAAAAAUCACCCAAUGGUAAUAAAUUAAAAAUCUUUAUUUAAUGGGAAUCAGCUGCACAUUAACACAAUUCAAUUAAUUAUGUAAAAUCAACUGAAAGAGUUGCCUUUCAUCUGACUUUCCUUAGAUUAUUUCCUUAAAAAGCACAAAAUGUUGUGAACUGUUCUGGCACUAUAGAUGUUAUUUCCUGUUAUGAAUGUAAGAGUGGGUCUUGUUGUUAUGGCUGGUCUGCCUCGGUGUAGCUUGUACACUAUUUUGGUUGUGUUACCUUAAUAAAAGUUAUAACGUAAGGCAAAACCCAUAAUCCCCUUCUCCAUUCUCUCCUUGUGACUUUUAACAGUAGAAGUGGCCAACGAGCAAGUGCACCUACCUUUCAAAUUGCUGAAUGGAUUUUCCCGUGAUGUCUGUAUUGACUCGGCUGUAAUCCUAUUAAAAUAUAAAUUAAACCAUUUUUUUCUUAA